Ananas comosus (pineapple) is the source of this 1462-nucleotide messenger RNA. RefSeq names its product ras-related protein RABA5a. Gene Ontology annotation, molecular function: GTPase activity; GTP binding. The record is from RefSeq and is a predicted model, not a curated record. The transcript has 4 exons. Lineage: Eukaryota; Viridiplantae; Streptophyta; Magnoliopsida; Poales; Bromeliaceae. The coding region runs from base 489 to 1163 and encodes 224 amino acids. Gene Ontology annotation, cellular component: endosome.
UAAGACGCCUCUCUCCUCUUUCUUUCUUUCUCUCCCUGCUGCUUCCUCCUCUCACCGCCACCCCUCGCCAUCGCCUCCCAAAGGAAGGAGACGCUUCGCCUACCCUGCCAAGACCCUAAUUCCCCGCGAAUCGGGGUCGAUCUCGCGCCCUAAACGAUAGAGAUCCCCCCGAUCCGGUUUCCUACGAGUGGUGCGAGAUCCAGUGGUUGUGAUGUGUGAUUCGGUUUGACCUAAUUGUUGCAUUCGAUGGGCUUCAUUUCUACUGGAUUAGAGGAAUUUCGCAUCUUUUUUUACCGAUUUUCUACGGUCCGCAGAUCAUUUUUCGGUUGUUAGAUGAUGAAUCACCAGGUUUCUGCAGGAUUUCAGCUGAUACUAAUUUGUAUAAUCCUCUUUUGUUCGUAGUGCGCGUCGAUUCUUCUACGGCGCUAGUAUGAAUUUUUAGUUAUCACAACACACAGCAUCAAUCUCCUUUACGUGUCUUCGGAGAGAUGGCUUACGAGGGAGAAGAAGAACAGAGCCAGGACUAUUUGUUCAAAAUUGUUCUUAUUGGUGACUCAGCUGUUGGAAAGUCAAAUUUGCUUGCCCGAUUUGCCCGGAAUGAGUUCUAUCCGAACUCCAAAUCCACUAUAGGUGUUGAGUUCCAAACACAGAAAAUGGAUAUUGAUGGGAAAGAAAUUAAAGCUCAGAUAUGGGACACUGCUGGACAAGAGCGUUUCAGAGCCGUUACUUCUGCUUAUUAUCGAGGAGCUGUUGGAGCUCUUCUGGUUUAUGACAUCAGCAGGCGUCAGACUUUUGAGAGCGUUGGGCGAUGGCUUAAUGAACUUCAUACUCAUUCCGACAUGAAUGUAGUUACCAUAUUGGUCGGGAACAAGACCGAUCUCAAGGAUGCACGAGAGGUAACCACCGAAGAAGGGAAAGCCCUAGCUGAAGCCCAGGGCCUCUUCUUCAUGGAAACCUCAGCACUCGACUCCUCCAAUGUCGCGGCCGCCUUUGAAACUGUGGUGAAGGAGAUCUACGGCAUAUUGAGUAGGAAGGUGUUCCAAUCCCAAGAACUAAAGAGAAACGAGUUGUCGUCGUUGAGCAACGGGAAGACGGUAAUCUUACAGGGUGAAACAAAUGAAGCGAACGGCCAGGAUAGGAGAUACGGGUGCUGUUCUUCUUAAAAAGCUUGUAAACUCUCUCUACCUCCCUCCCUCUAUUUUUUUUUUUUUUUUUUUUUUUUUUUUUUUUUUUUUUUGCACCCUCUUUUGGAUCCUCUUUUUUUACUUUAUUGCAUCGCCUUUCGCUCCACUGUAAAGAAACACAUGCCUAAUGUUUUUGACGGUAAAUGUUGAUCUACUAUUUAUUUACUAGUCUAGUCUUGUCGCUCAAUUGAUGAAUUUCUUUCUAGGUUGAGCAACAGGGACUGAUUGUUAUGAUGCUACAACAGUCUUGUUUCUAUAAAACCGAUGGUGUUCUUUCA